CUUCUUUCUUUCAUCACUCAUUCACUUUCUCACUAAUUUCACUGCCCACAGUUUUCUUUCUCUCUCUUAUUCCUCCUUAACAAACAAAACCAAUUUUCUCUUCAAUUUUCUCCAUGGCUUCUUCUUCUUCUAUGGAAAGUGCAACCCCUCAACCUCAACCUCCUCUCUACUUUGAUGAAAAAUGGAAGCUAUCAAAGAAAGAAGGGUCAACAAGAAGCAAAUCAUCAUCAUCUUCAUUCAUCAAAAACACUUCAACAACACAAAGAAAGUGUGCUUUUGCUAGAAAAUGUGCAAGACUUGUCAAGGAACAAAGAGCACGUUUCUACAUCAUGAGGCGGUGUGUUACAAUGCUCAUUUGCUGGCGUGAUUACAGUGAUUCAUGAAGAAUUAUCAAAAGGGUUUAUUAGGAACAAUCAAAGAGCUUCAAAAGUUCUAUUUUUUUAUGCUUUAGAUCCCUUUUGGUGAUUCUCUUAUGAAGCUAUCUUUUUUAUACAUGUACAUAAAAAUAUUAUUUUUCUUAAUUUUCUUAGCUAGAAGUUUUCAAUUUUGAUUUUUAUUUUCUAAUGGGUCAUCUUGUAACCUAUGAUUUUCAGAAAUUAAUAUUAUGUUAGAAUUGAUAAAUUAA
Medicago truncatula (barrel medic) is the source of this 625-nucleotide messenger RNA. RefSeq lists its product as uncharacterized. The coding region runs from base 114 to 383 and encodes 89 amino acids. The record is from RefSeq and is a predicted model, not a curated record. Lineage: Eukaryota; Viridiplantae; Streptophyta; Magnoliopsida; Fabales; Fabaceae. Gene Ontology annotation, biological process: negative regulation of cell population proliferation. The transcript has a single exon.